UCCAGUGUCCACAACCGCUGCAGCAGCCGGCUCUAUACACUAUACAGUCAGCCGGACCCGCGAAUUUCCACACUGAUAACUCUGACAAAACGUGUUUCUUAUCAAUUCAAAGUUCAAAACCGCCUCUGCAGUCUGUUGGCUGUUGGUUGCUGUUACCAGCAAAUAGUGUGUGCUGUAUGCUUGUACAGUGAACUGUCGCGUGUGAUAUACAUGUACCCGUCGGGCGUCAAUCGGUAUUCGGUAUUAUAAUACAGUAAACGACUGUCUCGUCUGGUCCGACUUGGAUUCCAAAUACUAAUUUCUUGGCCGUCGACGUGUACGUUUGUGUAUGUCCUUAUCACGUUUUUAUUUUCACGUGCAGUAUAUUUAAUAGUAUAGAGAAGAAACAUAUUUAUAUAUACAUACAUAAUAAUAUUUUACUAUAAAGAAUUUCAAACAAAACGCGUCGUAAAUUAAAAAUAAAAUCCCAAGUAAGUCGAUGCUGUGCAUAUACCUAUUAUAACCGCAAUUAUAAGGUACUCGACGGCCAAACCAGUUUGCUGAGUAUUGUCGUUAAACAUAAUAAUUCGUCUAUACCGCAUAUUAAUAUCGUUUGGCCGUUUUAAAAAACCUACAGAAACUCAAAAAUGAGCGAUACGUUUUUUGGAGGUAUUGAAGGUGGAGCUUCAGUAUCGACUGUCGUCAUCACUAACGGCAAUGGUGAUAUUUUAGCCGAGAUCAAAGGAGAUGGUACAAAUCCCUGGAUACUGGGAAUUAAACCAUGUUUGUCUCGAGUUAAUGACUUAAUCAAAGAAGCUCUCUCCAAAGCUGAUCUCAACAAUAAUAUCAAGCUUAACGGAUUGGGCCUUAGUUUGAGUGGCUGUGAAGAUGCUGUAUUUUGUAAAACCAUUGAAACCCAAUUAAAGGAGCUCUAUCCUGAACUUACCAAUGAUGUUACCAUAGUUAGUGACACUUUAGCUCCAAUUGCACUUGCUUGUGAAUCUGGUGGAGCUGUUAUUAUUUCCGGCACAGGUUCUAAUAGUCUUUUAAUGAAUCCAGAUUCUUCAAUAAAAAGAUGUGGAGGCUAUGGUCAUCUACUAGGAGAUGAAGGAAGUGCAUAUUGGAUAGCGCACAAAAGUAUAAAAAUAUGUUUAGAUCACAUAGAAGAUUUUAACUAUGCACCAAAUGGUUACUCAAUCGAUAAAGUCUGGAAAGCUAUCAAAGAACAUUUGAAAAUUGAAACAGUACUUGAUUUAUUGGGUGAAUUUUAUGGUGAAAAAAUGGAAAAGUCCAGAAUAGCUAGUUUAUGUAAAACAUUAGCAGACUUGGCAAAUACCGGAGAUAAGUUAAGUCAGUGGCUUUUUGGGGAAGCUGGGAAGGAACUUGCUAAAUUGGUGCAAUCGCUUUAUCCGAGUGCUCAUAAAUUAUUACUUAAGGAAAAUGGUGGAUUACAUGUUGUAUGUGUUGGCUCAGUGUGGAAAAGCUGGUCGUUGCUCAAAGAAGGAUUCAUAUCUCAACUCGAAUACAACAAAUCGAAUAGACUGAUAGUCCAGGAAUUCACUUUAGUAGUGUUGGAUAAAACUGUUGCUCUAGGAGGCGUCUACCUUAUUGCUAAAAAAUUAAAUUAUAAUUUCCCAUUUGAUUACGAGCAUAAUUACAAAAAACUUUUUCAUUAUGUGCAUAGCCAUUAAAACAUAUAGUGAUAUACAUGUUAUAUUAAAUUAAUGUGCCAAAUUGAUUUAGUUAUAAAACGCAAUAUAAUUAAUAAUUAUACCAUAGUUUUAAUUUUGUUUAAGAAUUUGUUUGAAUUUUAUUCUAUUGUUAAUUAGUUGUUGAUUAUUAUUAUUAAUUUUAUUAUUAGUAUUGUCCUUAUAAAAUUCACUCGUUUUAGUGUGAAUACAUUUGAAUAUAAAAUACAUAUUUAUUAUUGCACUCACGAGUUAAAUUAUAGGACAGAUUUUGAAUUGGUUAUUUUUUUUAAAUUAAAUUAACAAUCUAUUAGGUUUAGAACGCUGCCAUCUCAUGAUGGCAGCAUUGGGCCUCUGUGGCCCGUUAAGCUACAUUUUAGGCUAUAUUUUCAAUUCACAUAUCACAUCGUUUUUGUUUUUAUUAUUUCUAACUAUCUAAGUGAUGAAUUAGUUAAGUUAAAUAACAUUUAACCUUUAAAAUAUUGUAUAAUAAGGGGCCAAUCAAAGUUAAAUAAAGAAUUAUUUAUAAA
This is a messenger RNA of Adelges cooleyi (spruce gall adelgid), 2197 nucleotides long. Its product is annotated as N-acetyl-D-glucosamine kinase. The transcript has 9 exons. The record is from RefSeq and is a predicted model, not a curated record. Lineage: Eukaryota; Metazoa; Arthropoda; Insecta; Hemiptera; Adelgidae. The coding region runs from base 627 to 1670 and encodes 347 amino acids. Gene Ontology annotation, molecular function: N-acetylglucosamine kinase activity.